This is a messenger RNA of Plasmodium knowlesi strain H, 702 nucleotides long. Its product is annotated as conserved Plasmodium protein, unknown function. NCBI's taxonomy places the organism in Eukaryota, Apicomplexa, Aconoidasida, Haemosporida, Plasmodiidae. The coding region runs from base 1 to 702 and encodes 233 amino acids. The transcript has a single exon. The record is from RefSeq and is a predicted model, not a curated record.
AUGCGAAACGAAAAUGUGCUGAUGCAAAAUUGUGAAAUGCUGGGCACCGUAGGCAACAAAUUGGCAGAAAUUUUAAAAAACCUAGAAAAUAUUUUAGCCCAUUUGGACCCACUAAACAAUUAUGAAGCCAAAGAAGAUUCAAUUUUCUCCAAUUUGAAUGACCAACAGAACGAAAUUAUUAUUUUGUCCAACGUGAUAUAUGAUAACAUUAACAAGCUUACAUCUAUGCUUCACGAUUUUAUUAAAACUAUUCCCCCUUCGUACACAUACCACACGACUUUCCACGCAAACAGCUUCGUUAUCGUGAGAGAAAAUAGAAAGGAGAAAAAAAGGCAAGAUGCGAGAAUGCCCUUGGAUAAUGCGCAGAAGGGUGUCACGUCACACGGGGGAACAGCGCCGGUUGACGUAGAGGUUACACAACAGGAAUAUGGAAUAGUGCAAGACACGCAAUCGGAAAUUAAAAAAAACAAAGACACUCAUUCAAAUGAUCAACGAGGUAAAGAGCUAACCAGUUAUUCUCCUCCCUCUGGUCACAUCAAAUUCAUGGACAGAAGGAAGUUCAAACCGCUGCAGUUAUACAAGAAAAAAACGGUUGAAGAAUUAUUUUAUUUUUCUCAAACAGUCGAUUUAGAGUAUGCUAAUUUGUUAUACAUGCAAAGGUAUGAACAGGAACUUCAAAAAUAUUUAAUUAAGUCGAGGUAA